Messenger RNA from Nanorana parkeri, 1875 nucleotides. Its product is annotated as zinc finger BED domain-containing protein 1-like. Gene Ontology annotation, molecular function: protein dimerization activity. The record is from RefSeq and is a predicted model, not a curated record. The transcript has a single exon. The coding region runs from base 1 to 1875 and encodes 624 amino acids. NCBI's taxonomy places the organism in Eukaryota, Metazoa, Chordata, Amphibia, Anura, Dicroglossidae.
AUGUUGUCAAUAACUUCGGGAUCAACAGGAAAUCUGAAGAGGCAUUUAAAAACGCAACACCCAACGGUGUCCGUCAGCCGAAAACAACAACAACAACAACAACGGAAGCGAUCUCGUUCUCCCUCCGUUGACGAACCUCCGGCAUCAAACGAGACCUCUCAACAAAACCAGCCGCAUUCUUUAGAUUGUUCGCCCGUCGCUAGUCCCGCAUGUAUCGGCGUCUCGCCAGGCAACUCCGAUACGGCGAGCAACAGUCUUCAAUCUCCAGCCUCGCCUGCAACGGCGCCUCAGUUUCAAUCGCCUCCGAGCAGGUUUGUGGGUGUUCUUCGUCCGAUAGCGAUCUCCAAAAAGAGAUCUAUUGAUAUUCAAUUAUUAAAAAUGAUUUGCAAGGAAUAUCAUCCUUUCUCCAUUGUCGACGACGAAGAAUUUAAGACAUUUGUACGUCUCUUAAACCACCAUUACCACCUUCCGAGCUGUGAAACCCUUACAGAUAGCUUAUUGCCUUCUGUUUACAACGAGAUGUUAGUUAAAGUGAAAGCCGAGCUAUCUGACGCUCAAGCCGUUUGUAUAACUUGCGACGGUUGGACAAACAUUAACAACAUCAGUUGUUAUGCUCUUACAGCUCAUUAUAUCGACAAGGCCACUCAACCGAGAUCGUGUUUCGUUGACUGUUCGGAAUUUUCUGCACGGCACACAAGCGCUAACAUAGCUUCCUGGAUGAAUGAAGUUCUGGAAACAUUUUCCAUACGCUUCAAAAUUUGCGCCGUCGUCACUGACGAUGCCGCCGACAUGAAAGCGGCCGCGGCUGACUUGAAUCUAAGACACAUCGCGUGUUUCGCACGCGGUUUAAAUGCGAUGGUGAAAGAGGCGAUGUCAUCAUCCAUCAAUGAACUGGUAGACAAGGCAAAGGGUCUCGUUCAAUACUUUACACAAAGCAGCUCUGCUUUAGCUAAACUCCACGAGGUGCAAACGUCACUGAACAAAGACCACUUAGAGCUUCAACAGGACGUGCCGACAAGCUGGAACUCCACCUACGACAUGUUAGAAAGAUUAGUGGAAACCAGAGAACCGAUAGUGUUAACACUGGCGCUGUUAGGCUCAAAGGAACAUUUUAUCUUCGAAGCACACGAAUGGGAAGCCGCGGACCACAGCGUCAAGCUGUUGGCAGUCUUCAACGACGUAACUAAAGAAAUAUCUUCCGAAACAAAUGUUUCUUUAUCCAAAACGUCCAUUUUGUCAAGGAUAAUGUCAAGAAAGGUGGCGCAAUACCUAGAGAGCAACCCCGCUAUUCCCGAUAGCGUUUGUAAGUUAGGUAAGCAGCUCGCGGAGGGCUUGUCGAAGAGGUUUGGCAAUAGAGAGUCGAAUGAAAUGAUAUCUCAAUGCAUCAUUCUGGACCCCAGGUUCAAAAAAGAAGGAUUCGGGGAUGAAGCAAAAUACAGAUUGGCCUAUCAAGCGCUCGUUGGGAAGGUUCGGGUUUCUGUGGAAAGACAAGUCGCAGAAUCGAAUCAUCAGGCAGCGUCACAAGGUCAAAGUUCGUCUCCUCAUUCAGUAUGGGGGAAAUUCGACGCUUCUUUGAAUCAUUUGCAAGCCAGACAGGACCCGAUGUCUGAGGCAGUAGUAGAGAUCGACAACUAUAUCAAGGAAGCGCAUUUGCCUCGCACCAGCGAUCCAUUUCAUUGGUGGGAAUUGAGGAAAUUUACUUAUCCCAAUUUAUAUUCAGUUGUUGUAAAAAGACUUUGCAUACCGGCUAACAGUGUACCCUGUGAAAGGAUAUUUUCGAAGGCGGGGCAAGUAUGUGCCGAAAAAAGGAGCAGGCUAACAAGUGACAACAUGAAGACAAUAUUGUUCGUUAAUAAUAAUUUACAUUUAGUUUGA